Owenia fusiformis is the source of this 710-nucleotide messenger RNA. The record is from the annotation of a GenBank genome assembly. NCBI's taxonomy places the organism in Eukaryota, Metazoa, Annelida, Polychaeta, Sabellida, Oweniidae.
UUCAUACAUAAUUCUCAGCUGCAUAUUGUGUAAUUCAUGAAUUUUAUGAAUCUCAAUACAAUGUAUCUCACUUCUCAAGCUGCACUGUUUAUGAUUUGUGAUCUUUCUCAUAAAGUAGAGAUUCCUCAUAAAGUUUUUCUUGAUUCAUUUUUCAAUCCAUAUUUGUCAACCUUAAGUGUCUUGUCCAUGUAUGUGUCAAUAAGCACUUUGUAUGAGCAUAAAAGCUUGGCUUUGGAAUAUGAUAUGCAAAUUAAUAAUACAAGUAUUCCCUCUAAAUACAGGAAGAUUCAUUCACAAGUGCUGUCACCCCUAGGAUAUAAUUUAGACUCAAUCAUGAUGACUUAAUUGAGCCCAGUCUAACUGUCUGAGGGGUGUGAGCAAGGACUUUUUGGUCAAAUAUUUCCCAAUAUAGGGCUAGCAAACAGGCACCUUACAAAGGCUCAUUUUUUCAUCCUUCGGAUCAAAUCCCAUAUUUUUCCGUUGUAAAAACAUGUGGAUUUCUCGGAAAGGGGGUCUCCCAGCUUCAGUCCUAUUCCAACAUUCACACAUUAAGUCAUAAAUCUCUUUUGGACACAUAUCUGGUUUUGGGAGAUAAUUCUCCUUUCCAUCAUUUCGGUAAAAGUGUCCACAGUUUUCAAUAACUUGUUCAUCAGUGAGGCCCUCAUAAGGAUGUUCCUUGGCCAUUGUAAGAACUUCCCAUAAAGUAACAC